Molecule: messenger RNA, 3797 nt
Organism: Erinaceus europaeus (western European hedgehog)
Lineage: Eukaryota; Metazoa; Chordata; Mammalia; Eulipotyphla; Erinaceidae
Gene: CABLES1
Product: Cdk5 and Abl enzyme substrate 1
Exons: 10
Coding region: 379-2550 (723 amino acids)
Biological process (GO): regulation of cell cycle; nervous system development
Cellular component (GO): cytosol
Source: RefSeq, a predicted model, not a curated record
CCUCUGAGGACCCGGGCUGCCCUCAUUUCUCCACCCACUCGCCCUCCCAUUCCUCCUCCUCCCGCCGCCUGGCUCCGCGGCCGCCUGCCGCUUUGUUUUCCUCCCAGGUUGCAUCCCCACACGUGACAGGGUGUUCCUGCAGGGCGCGCACCUAUAAGUACCGACACCCCGGGGUAGUGUGAGGUCUGGGCGGGCAGUCGGGCGCGGGGAGGGCCCGGGACCUUCGGAGCGGCAGGCCGGGCAGCCAGCUGGGGAGCCGGCGCGCAGGUCCGAGCCGCAGCGCCCCCGGCCCGACUGGCGCUCUCGGGUCUAACAUGGGCCGCCCGCAGGGGGGGGCGAGGGGCCGGGCCGCAGCGCACGCCCUCCGCACCCCACGCCAUGUCCAGCCCGGGGGGCCGGCGCUUCCCGCCCAGAGCUCCGCUGCUUGCUCAGGGGCUGCGCGGAAAUAGCGCCGUACCCGACACAAUGGCGGCGACCGCCUGCAGCAGCGGCUGCAGCAGGGCUGGCACCGACGCCGUGGGCGCCGAAGAACUGCAGCCGCCCCAGCCCCAGCCCCAGCCCCAGCCCCAGCCCCAGCCCGAACUCCAGUCCGCGCCCCAGCCCCAGCCCCAGCCCCAGCCCCAGCCCCAGCCCCAGCCCCAGCCCCAAGUCCAGCCCCAGCCCCAGCCCCAGCCCCAGCCCCAGCCCCAGCCCCAGCCCCAGCCCCAGCCCCAGCCCCAGCCCCAGCCCCAGCCCCAGCCCCAGCCCGUGCCUGCCCGGCCACCACCGCCGCCGCCGCCGCCGCCGCCGCCCGACCCCCCCAGGAAGCCGCGCAUGGACCCGCGGCGCCGCCAGGCUGCCCUCUCCUUCCUCACCAACAUUUCGCUAGACGGACGGCCGCCGCUGCAGGAGCAGGAGUGCGGCUGCGGCGAGGAGGACUGCGGGGCCAAACCUGGCUCAGGCAGCGCCUGCGGCUCGCGGACUCGGCUCAGCCUGCCGGCUGCCCCAGAGCGGGGCGGCUGCAACGCGCUGGCGCUGGCGGCUGCUGGCACGGCCGCGGCGGCGGUCCGAUCGGGUCCCUGCCUCCCGCAGCCCUCGCCGCUGUCGCCCCUGGCCCCUUGGGGCUACAAGAUGACGCCCGGCCAGGGGGCGACCUGUGGGUUCGCGAGCCCCCUGGGUGCGAACCGGGCGUCGGGGGAGCAGGGGCAGCCGCCCAGGCUGGCUCCCCUUGCCGCCUGCGCCCAGCCGCAGCUCCUGGAUGGCCCCGGGGGCUUAGCGCCCGAGGAGUUGUUGGAGGAAGAUGAUGCCUUUUCCAGCGUGCAGGUGCCAGCAGCCGCCUUCCUGGGCUCGGGGACCCCCGGGAGUGGGAGCGGCAGUCGGGGCCGCCUCAACUCGUUCACUCAGGGAGUCCUGCCCAUGGCCUUCUCCAGGCCAAACGCACAGACUUACAGUCCCCUGGAGCAGCCGGGUCCAGGGGGCUGCACCAGCGCCUUCGAGCAGCUGCAGAGGUCUCGACGGCGCCUUAUCUCCCAGAGAUCAUCCUUGGAGACCCUGGAAGAUAUAGAGGAGAAUGCCCCUCUCCGGAGAUGUCGAACUCUCUCAGGUUCACCCAGACCAAAGAACUUUAAGAAGAUUCAUUUUAUUAAGAACAUGCGGCAACACGAUACCAGGAAUGGCAGAAUAGUCCUUAUCAGUGGCAGAAGAUCCUUCUGUAGUAUAUUUUCAGUGCUGCCGUACCGUGACAGUGCCCAAGUGGGAGAUUUGAAAUUGGAUGGAGGAAGACAGUCAACAGGUGCCAUGAGCUGGAAAGAGAUCAUCGGCCUUGAAGGUGUGGAGCUGGGUGCUGAUGGGAAGACUGUUUCAUAUACCCAGUUUCUGUGGCCAACAAAUGCCUUUGGAGCCCGGAGAAACACCAUAGACUCCACCUCCUCCUUCUCCCAGAUCCGUAACCUGAGUCACCGCAGCCUCUCUAUCGGACGUGCCAGCACCACCCAGGGCAGCCUGGACACAGGUAGUGACCUGGGAGACUUUAUGGACUAUGACCCAAAUCUCUUGGAUGACCCUCAGUGGCCUUGUGGCAAGCACAAGAGAGUUCUGAUCUUCCCUUCCUACAUGACCACAGUCAUUGACUACGUAAAGCCCUCAGAUCUCAAGAAGGACAUGAAUGAGACCUUCAAGGAGAAGUUUCCUCACAUUAAAUUAACACUCAGCAAAAUAAGGAGCCUGAAGCGAGAGAUGCGGAAGCUUGCUCAGGAGGACUGUGGCUUUGAGGAGCCCACAGUAGCCAUGGCCUUUGUCUACUUUGAGAAGCUUGCCCUCAAAGGAAAGCUGAACAAACAGAACCGCAAGCUUUGUGCCGGAGCAUGUGUACUGUUGGCAGCCAAAAUUGGAAGUGACCUCAAAAAGCAUGAAGUCAAGCAUUUAAUUGAUAAACUGGAAGAGAAGUUCCGGCUGAAUAGACGAGAACUGAUCGCCUAUGAAUUCCCAGUGUUGGUGGCCUUGGAAUUUGCCCUUCAUCUGCCAGAGCACGAAGUCAUGCCCCAUUACAGACGGCUGGUCCAGAGCUCCUAGCACAGGCCGCGUUGAGGGCCAGGACUGCUUCCUCAGCAGAACAGCAGUGCUUACUACUGGAAAUACAAAAAUAGAACUCAACAAACUUGUCCUUCUCCACACAUUUUAAUGCAGAAACAGUACCAGAAAUUUGUCAGGGAGUCUUCAGUCUGGCUAGUGUGAUGAACUGUGAGCUGUUUAUGACUCAGCAAGGAAAGGGGAGGCUAUGUGGAGGGCAGGGAGGGCCUUCUGAUCCUCCAUCGGCAAUGAUGCUCAGCUGCCUACCCAGCCUUCCUCCUGGGUACACACCAACCUUGCAAAUGUGGUCCAAUGCCUCCUCUCCAGACCUUUUCCUACCCAGAAUGUGAAGUGUUAGAGCAGAGCAGGGGGAGGGGUCAUAGAAUCCAAGGGGAACCUUUUCAGAGCUUCCUUCACUGUGUCUAAAGUGUGCCAAUCUCUUUUUGUAUCAGCUGCUGGAAGUGCAUUUCCCCUGGGACAUGUGGAUGAGUGACUUGCAAGAGUCUAUCUGAGAGACACGGCUUCAGCCCUAAGGUGCCAAAGCCAGCCUGCAUCUCCAGAGCAGACCUCAGCUUAGAAUCUAGCGCCACGCAGGCCUUGAGCAAGUCCUAGAGAGUUUCUGGCUAGUAGUCACUCUCUCAGUACUGGAUUGUCUAACAUCCUCUGUCCUGCAGGGCAUCGUUUCUGUAGCAGUUCCUACAAGCAACAGGACAAGAGACACAUUCUCAGUGUUGGCUGGGGAGGCACACAGUGGGCUGUGGGCUGUGGGUGGUUCUGCCUAUGUGCUGUCACACCAUGUGCAUAUAUAUUUGACCUUGGCCCUUUCCCCACUGUGGAGAUGGCUGGACGGUGCUCCCUGGUGUGUGUAUCCCUGUGCUCUAUGUUAGAGUGCAUACCAAGCACAUUUGCUGUGCAAUAUAUAUGUUUUUUAAAAGUGUUUUAUAAAACUGAAGAGGGGCAAGACGCAUGAUUGGUGUUUUGAAGCUUUUGACAGUAGGGCAUAUUUCAUCUUGAACAGUAAUUGAGUGGGUUGAAGAGAUGACAACUCUUACCAUUGCCAUGUACCCAGGGCUACAAGCACUGAAUUUUAAUUGUGAUUUGUACUGACUCACUGGGACAGCCUGAGCUGAGACAUGUCACCACAGUGUCACCUCAUUACCACCACAGAGACGUGGCUCCUGGGGUUUGCCUGACUGAAGAAAGUCUGUAGCUGUAUAAAAAAAGAGAAUUAAAAGAUUUUAUUGUUUCUA